Messenger RNA from Styela clava, 2556 nucleotides. RefSeq names its product podocan-like. The record is from RefSeq and is a predicted model, not a curated record. Lineage: Eukaryota; Metazoa; Chordata; Ascidiacea; Stolidobranchia; Styelidae. Gene Ontology annotation, molecular function: protein binding.
CAUUUAAUAUAAAACUAUGAUGAAGUAUUCAUCGAUUAAAUUUUGCCAAAAAAGCAAAUGUAUCAUCAGCUGGAAAAUACCGGUUUUCAUCGAUGUUGUUCUACUGACAACCACAUUUCUACUCAGCGCGGGAUCUUCAUGUGGAUAUUCUUGUUACGAAGUCUGUACUUGUAAUAUAUAUUUUGGAAGUGAAAUUGACUGUAAAGCAACUGGGAUGGUACGUUUACCGAACCUUAUUUCUUACCAGCAAGCAGCUCGAACUACUGUACUGGAUUUUGGAUGGAACGACUUAACUUUUUUACCGGAUGAAGCUUUUUCUAAUCUUCCCCUCUUACAAAGAGUUUUAUUUAACUCGAACUACUUGGAUUUUGUACACCAAGGAAUAUUUAACAGCAGUGGAAUUGACUACUCUCCCGUGCAAUACGUCGAUUUUUCAGACAACCAUAUAUAUAUGAUACCACAAUGUUUUCAACAAAUGAAUGAAUAUUCUACCAAGCUGGAUAAUUUGACCGACUUGAAUUUGGGAAGAAACGAAAUCGGACCAAAUAUCGAAGAAUAUGCUUUCAAUGGGGUCAGGUUUCUCGAAUCUCUCGAUCUGUCUCAUAACAGCAUUCAAACGACUGAACCACGAACUUUUAAAUAUAUGAGAUAUCUCAAUUAUCUGGAUUUAAGAUUCAAUUACAUAGAAUUUCUUCCAUCCAGCUUGUUCGGACGAUCAUCAGGGUUGAAGACGCUUCGGCUGACUGGAAACAAGCUUACCGUGUUACCCGGAGGAAUUCCAGCUACUCUAACACUUCUAGAACUGGGAGAGAAUCGUAUUUUAAACCUCACCAUCACAGAUGCCCAAAAACUACAUAAUCUACCAAAUAUUGAAAUGUUAAAUUUCAGUCGAAACGGACUUCGAGAAGUUGUUCCAAACGCUUUUCAGACGAUGUCUGUAUUGGAAGUUCUGGAUUUAUCGAAUAAUGCGAUUCAUUUCCUCAAUUCUGAUACGUUUGCUGGUGCUGACAAUUUGGAAUAUCUAUUUCUCAAUAGAAACCCGUUUCUCAGAACAUUACCAAAGGAUAUUUUUGUCAAUUUGACAAAGUUACGAUUUCUAUUCCUGUACGGAUGUGCUCUGAAGACUUUGGAAUUUGGAACACCCUCAAUUUCACCACUGUCAGUCAGUUUUACAUCGUCUGUCACGAGUGAUACUGUUCAUGUCGAUCCACUCUAUGCCCCGAAUUUAGAAGCGAUGUGGCUAUUUGGAAAUCCUAUAAAUUGUGAUUGUCUUAUUCUACCUCUUGUGUGGUUUAUAAACGUACGUAACCUCACGUUAGACGCAAAUCUGUAUGACCUUCCGAGGAAUAUUGCUGAUGACGCAAUACUUAAAAACUAUUUAACACACGACGGGGCAUACGCGGGUGACAUCGCCACAACAGGGUCUUUUUGUACGACGCCGUUCAACAGGCACAGUGCUGUCGUUGGAAAACAGUUUUUAAGUGUUCCUGAACGGGAUUUAAUAUGUCCGAAUCAACCAUUUUUUGUAGCAGUAUCCAUGUUUUUGGGGAUAGUACUUUUUGCAGCUGCGAUUCCUGUCGUAUUUUUUAUUGUGUUUUUAUAUUUGUGUACUGUAAGAGUUUUGUGUAAAAAGCUAGGUCUUUCAUUAAGUGAGGACGAGGAUUAACUGUUUGACAUAGUUACGUUGCAUUAUCGUGAUAUUGCGAUUGCAUUAUCGAUACCCAUCAGUGAUUAACACUAAUUGCUGAAAUGUUGCAAUCGUUAUCACAUUUAAAUACAAGUAAGACAAGUUCGUACUAACACAAUCACGCAAUGGUAUUGAACGUCAAUAUUGAAUGGAGAGGCAAUCGUAACUUGACAAAUGACAUAUGGAGAAUUUGUCCAGUAUUGAUAUAGAUUGGUAUAAAUCAUACCACUUCAUCUUCUCAAUAUACAUAUAUAUUUAUUACAUACAUUUAUUAUUAUUAUUUCAAUUCAUUUCCGAGUCAACGCGAUAUAGAAGCUCUUGUUUUUUUAUUCUUUAAGUUUUUGUUCCCUUUUUUUAUGGUAUGUCAAAAUUGACGAUUUAGUACCUAGUUUUACCGCGUUUUCCCAAAAAUAAGACAGGAUCUUAUUUCAAUUUCCAUUCGAAAAAUAACACUAGGGCUUAUUUUGGGGGAUGUCUUUAAUUUUCAUUUAUUUAAAACAAAAUUACAAUGUAGAAAAUUACGAGAUUUUCAAAUAUACAAAAUGUGAAACCGACAUCCAUUUACUUAUAAAUAACAAUUUCUAAUUUAAAAAAACGACUAGGUCCUAUUUUAUGCGAGGGCUUUUAUUAAAAUCAUUUUUAAAAUCCAGGCUAGGUCUUAUUUUUGGGGAAAACGGUAGAAGCAUAUCUCAUAUAUUUACCUGACAUAAAAGGCAGAUGCCAACCCAAAAACCUUUUUUUUUCCACUCAUAGCUGAGAGAGUAGACUUGAGUUGCCCUGGGUAUUAUGACUAUAAAAAAAAUUGAAAAAAGAACGUCUAUACUAAAAUGUUGGAAAUACAAACUCGGCCAUUUCAGUUUUUAAAGGCG